Molecule: messenger RNA, 2198 nt
Organism: Paramacrobiotus metropolitanus
Lineage: Eukaryota; Metazoa; Tardigrada; Eutardigrada; Parachela; Macrobiotidae
Exons: 5
Coding region: 116-2041 (641 amino acids)
Source: RefSeq, a predicted model, not a curated record
UCUGCUUUUUGUGACGAGAGCCAGCUUUCUUUCGUUCUAUCAUUUGGUAUCCUCACAGGCUACGUAUUUUCCGUGGAAAUUCUCCUGUUUUUGCCACUACCACAGCGUCGACAGCAUGAGCGCAACGCCACGCUUCUAUCGGGAAGUGUGGACGGGUGCGCGGGAGACCAACUACGCCAACACGGUGCUGGUGCGGCGCGACGGUGGCCAGUGGUGGUUAGGCUACGUUCAGGACGUCCGAGGAAAGGAGCUCCUCGUGGACUUCGAUGCCAGCACAGUCCAGCCCCAGUGGAUCCAUACCAGUCUCAUCUGGCCGCACCACUCACGAUAUUAUACGUUGGAUACGUACGUCAACACCGUCGUGCAGGUGGCGCUGCGGGAGCGCCCGGGUGGACCGCUGGUCUUCCGUCCCGCGCGCGUCGUGGCGCAGUGGCGAAGCGUGUUCCUGGCGGUGUGUCUGGAUGAGCAGAAGCCUCAGGAUUGCUUCUUCGUGCAUGGCAGUCUGUUCGCGGAAGCCCUACCCGUGCCGGGUGAUGGACAGAGUUUCUUCGCGCGCACGGAUGGUCUGACGUACACCAAGCACGUCAUCCCCUUCCCCGCCGCCGGCCAGCUGCGCCACGUCGACCACCUGCCGGAAUUCGUGGGCCGGGCAUGCCAGUUCCGUCUGGGCAGUGGAGAGCGUCUGUUCCGUAAUCCGCCGUUGCUGCGGGUGGAGGGUGGUGGCACGCCGUUCUACGCCGUUCCAGCGUUCCGGGGACUCAUCGGGGGAGUUUUUCGAGGAGUCGAAGUAGUGGUGCGCCUAUUUGUUCGUGCGGGAACGGACUCUGUGACGUUUGUCUGUCUGGAGAUGCACAAUGCGGCCGUCGGGCGCCGGAUGUCCUGGAACGAGGAGGUCCUCAAGGAGGUCUGCCAGAGUUUCCUGCAGGAGCAUUCAGUGGAGAACAUUGCCGUCGUACCACAGCAGCUGGAGGGCGGUGCCUCCGGCGGCGGCUCAAAAGGUGCGGAAGAAGCGUCCAUAAAGGAACUGGCGAUUCCGAUCCUGACGUGCAUCCUGACUGGUGUCGAUGCGGAUGCGCACACUCAGCUACGCUUUUCCAGGGUGUGCGGGCUAUGGAAUGAGGUUGUGCGGACAUACGGGCAGCGCGUCGUCAUCCUGGACAGCGCCCAGAUGUGGCCGCAAAGGGCCUGUACGCACCAAUUCUCCUUUGAGAUCUAUCCCCGCUUCUUCAGGCUAUUUACCGCGGUGGACCACGCCGUCACCGCCAACACUGCAGCACUGCUGCUGCUGGGCGACCGCGACGAGCUUCUGGAUGACCAAUGGGGGUUGAUCGAUCUCAAACAGAAAAUGAAGAUGGUCCGCAGUGUACUGCACACUAAAGGAAUUCACCUGUCCUUAAUCGUGGUGCGGAACAAGGCUGUGGUGCCUGCGGACCCCGGGGAUCGCUUUCUAGCCAUCAAUAUCCCUUACCAGGCGGAGUAUGGCAUCGAUGUCGCCGACGACGAGUACACACUGCGAGCGGUGUCGUACAUGAUGAGCGUUUGUGAUGCGCUGGUCUUUGUCAACUACAAGGCGUCGCGCUCGAUCCUAAGGUCAGCGCGGAACCGCAUGUACAUCCGCACCGACGAGAAUUUCAUACCAGCCUCCCUAUACACCGACUGGAAAGAGGACUCCCCCAUCGACGUGGGUGUGACGAUUCCGCUGAUCCGCUUCCACUGCGACGAAGCCGCCACGGAGCAGCGCCGGCGCUUCCUGGCCGCGGCCAACGACAACUGUCCCGCUGUGAGGCAGCACGUCCGGGAAAAGAUCGCCGGGUUGUUUGCGCGAUGGGCGGACACGGUGCCCGAUGACGGACGGGCAGGAAUGCGCAAAUUCCUGCAGCUGUUCAACAGUCUGGGAGCGGGUGAUGAUGGCCGGCAGUGGGAGACGCUGGAUAUGCGCCGGCUGGAUGUGGGUUUGCUCAACAACCUGACCUUCGCCGCCCUCAACGGAUGCUACCUGGACGACGGCGAAGUGGAAGAAGUCGAGGAAGACAAUGAGUAGUCGAGGAAUUACGGUGCUGGUCAUGUCCAUUCGUCAGUUUUUUCUGGAAUUUGUGUGGCAUUUGGUUCCUGCUAACCCGUUGUGUUGAUGGGUACGUCACUUUUCACGGGGUUUGUGCUUUAAUAUCCGGUCACAUAUAAACUUUAAUUUCAACCUU